This is a messenger RNA of Pristis pectinata (smalltooth sawfish), 2874 nucleotides long. It is a transcript of the gene smarce1, whose product is annotated as SWI/SNF related, matrix associated, actin dependent regulator of chromatin, subfamily e, member 1. Gene Ontology annotation, molecular function: nuclear receptor binding; nucleosomal DNA binding. The transcript has 12 exons. Lineage: Eukaryota; Metazoa; Chordata; Chondrichthyes; Rhinopristiformes; Pristidae. Gene Ontology annotation, cellular component: SWI/SNF complex. Gene Ontology annotation, biological process: negative regulation of DNA-templated transcription. Bases 251 to 1552 code for a protein of 433 amino acids. The record is from RefSeq and is a predicted model, not a curated record.
AUUUAUCGAUUUUAAAAAUUCCGCACGGGGUACCGGGGGCGAGGGUUGGUGCGGGACGGAGCCGUGCUGCCCUGGCGUGGCUGCGGCGGGGGGAGCUGAUUUUUUUCCGGCGGCGGGGUGUGUGUGGAGUGUGGUGUGGAAUGUUGCGGCAGCCCUCGUCUGCCCGCUCCGCUGGCGGACAAUAGGCUCGGCGCCCGCCGCCCGCCGCCCGCUCCCGCACCAUUGCAUGUAAGAGACCGUUGAUGCCAUCAUGUCAAAAAGACCUUCCUAUGCACCGCCUCCUGCCCCUGCUCCCACCACACAAAUGCCCAGCACCCCAGGGUUUGUGGGAUACAAUCCAUACAGUCAUCUGGCCUACAACAACUACAGGCUGGGAGGGAACCCAGGCACCAACAGCCGGGUCACGGAUUCUUGUGGCCCUUCGGCCCCAUUCCACAACGGAACUCCUCGUGCUUCCAGUAUUAUCGGCAGGGAGAAGACAUCUUCGGGCAUCACCAUUCCAAAGCCCCCAAAGCCUCCAGACAAGCCCUUGAUGCCCUACAUGCGCUACAGCAGAAAGGUAUGGGACCAGGUUAAGGCCUCCAAUCCUGAUCUGAAGCUGUGGGAAAUAGGGAAAAUCAUCGGUGGAAUGUGGCGGGAUCUCACAGAUGAGGAAAAGCAGGAGUAUCUGAAUGACUAUGAAGCAGAGAAGGUUGAGUAUAAUGAAGCCAUGAAAGCAUAUCACAGCUCUCCUGCCUAUCUUGCCUACAUCAAUGCAAAAAGCCGGGCAGAGGCAGCCCUUGAGGAGGAGAGUCGCCAGCGUCAGUCAAGGAUGGAGAAAGGGGAGCCUUACAUGAGCAUCCAACCAGCUGAGGACCCUGAUGAUUAUGAUGAUGGCUUUUCAAUGAAGCACAUUUCUGCGGCCCGCUUCCAGAGGAACCAUCGUUUGAUAAGUGAGAUUCUGAGUGAGAGCGUAGUUCCAGAUGUCCGUUCUGUGGUGACAACAGCGCGAAUGCAGGUUCUGAAACGGCAGGUGCAGUCACUGAUGGUUCACCAGCGGAAAUUGGAAGCAGAGCUCCUUCAGAUUGAGGAUCGCCACCAAGACAAGAAGAGGAAAUUCCUUGAAACCACAGAGUCAUUUAAUAAUGAGCUGAAACGGUUAUGCAAUUUGAAGGUGGAGGUCGACAUGGAGAAAAUUGCAGCUGAAAUUGCGCAGGCUGAAGAGCAGGCCCGCAAGCGCCAGGAGGAGAGGGAAAAGGAGGCCGAGCAUGCAGAUCAACGCCAGAGCAAUACACCCGAGGAGCCCCCGAGCAGCAGUGAGGCCGAAGAAUCCAAAGUGGAGGAAACACCCAUGGACAUAGAUGAACCACGUAAUGAUGAAACAUCAGAAACCCAACAGAGUAGUGAAGAGAGCACGGCGACUCCAGAAGACAAAGAGGGCUGUCCGGACACAACAGAUAGCAGUGUGGAGCAGGGAGCAAGCGAGAGUACCUCUGGCACAGAGAGUAACAGUGCCAUGGCUGAGGAAGGUCUACCAGAGCCCACGCUAGAGAGCGAAGAAAAGAAAGAAUGAUUUCAACAAAUACAAACUUUUCAUUCCAGUUAGUUGUAAUACUUUAUUAGAAUUGUACUUUUUUAACUUCUCUCUGUUUAUGUUAGAAGGAUUUUGUUUUUACACUUGUAGAGAUGCUAGCACAAUGAAUUCCUUCUGCACAAGCUCCAACGCCAUUACCCUUUUGAGAUUGUGGUUCAGAAUGGUGAAUGCAUUACAAAAGGGUGGAAGGAAAUGUACAAAAACUUGAAAGUACUGUAUGCUAUGGUUAAACCAGGGUGCUUGUCUCUUGGUCCCUAUAAAGGAAUAUUUAUUUUCCUCAUUAAAUAACAUGUACUUGAACUACACUGUCAGGUACAUAGGUUGAAGCUGUUGGCUUUAAUAAUUAUCUCUAAUUUUCAGUGAACUUGAUUUCUAUGUAUUUUUACUGUGUUUUAAGAAGCUUUUCAAAGGUCAAAAGCAAAGUUUUUCCGGUAAGGCUGCCCCCAUCACCGACUGUUUACUGUGCAAGUGCUCUCUGGACCACAUUUACCAUUUCCUUGUGAUCUUUUUCUCCAUUGCCAGUGCACAGUGCACACAUUAAAUUCUGGUAGUGCACAUCUUCCUAGAAUUGGUUUUGUUGCUAUUGGGUCUCGGUUAAUAUAGCAUUUGUCCCAGAGGUGGCUGUAAGUUCACUUAACGCAUGAGUUCAGUCAGUGCUCUAUUGUUGCAUCUUUCUUGAGUCAUUUAAUCUUGCAGUACCCUGUAAUAAAAUUAAGAGCCUCAAGAGUUAUUGAAGUGGAUAAGUUACUGGUGUAAAGCUGCAGGUUCCUGCCUCCCUAGCUGCUGAUGGGUAAACUAACAUUGUCAUAAUGUAAACAGAAAUGUUGGAAAAACUUGGGACAUCAGCCCCGCCUAUUGGAGAGAAAAAUAGAGGCAGUUGUUUCCAGUUGAUAAUCUUUCACUGGUGGUUAAUCUGAAACAUUGACUAGUGUUUCUCUCACCACAGAUGCUCCUGACCUACUGAGUGUUUCCAGCAUUUUCUGUUUUUAUUUCAUAUUUUGAGCCUCUGCAGUAUUUUGCUUUUCAAUAAUAUUGUCACAAGAUGGUCAAAGCCAUGGAGCUGUCAAAUGCUGUAGUUUGGUGCCACAUGAAAUUGUUUUGCGACAACCUCCCCCUCUAAGGGCCAGAAGUGUAGUUGAUGUUUUGUUGUGUCUCUGGAAGAUAGGACAUGCAAGCAGGGAUCACGGCACGGGUGGUUUCCCAUCUGAUUGGCAUCACUCUUUGGUGUCUUGUACUGUAGUAUACUGCAUUACCUUUUUUAAAAAAAAAUCACACCUCAAUAAAGGAGAAGCUCAGUGUAA